This is a messenger RNA of Pisolithus orientalis, 2052 nucleotides long. RefSeq names its product amidohydrolase family-domain-containing protein. The coding region runs from base 57 to 1862 and encodes 601 amino acids. Gene Ontology annotation, molecular function: hydrolase activity, acting on carbon-nitrogen (but not peptide) bonds. The record is from RefSeq and is a predicted model, not a curated record. The transcript has 16 exons. NCBI's taxonomy places the organism in Eukaryota, Fungi, Basidiomycota, Agaricomycetes, Boletales, Pisolithaceae.
CGUCCUCGAGUCACGUCCUCACAGAAGUUGAUAUCACGAUUGCUGAUAUAUAUGACAUGCCGAAGUCCCAGAUCACCAGUGACGAUUCCAUCGUUGGUAGUAACCAAAAUCUAUCUAGGACCAGGACUCGGCGGGGAACUGAAGAGACCAGGAAAUCUCUUGUUCUUUUGAUAUCCCUUGUCUUCCCUCUUGUCGGGUUCUUUCAUCUGACCAUCUCGUCUCAUUUACCAAAAUUUUAUGCUGUGUGCUCUCGUGAAGGCGCGAAAAUAUAUACCGUGGACGACAACAAUACUGUUGCGCAAUGCCUUGUAGUCGAUCAUAUGUUCAUCGUCGACACAGGUAGUCUGGAGGACGUUUCUUCACGCUGGAUCGCGAAACUUGCCUCCCCACUUUCGGUCCGGUAUAUCAAACGCGGCUCGAUCAUAGUACCAGGUUUGACGGAUUCCCAUGCACACAUCUUGGAGUAUGGGGCUAGCCGUCAACUUUUUCUAGGAGAUACUAAGUCGGUAGAAGAAAUUAUCACUCUCGUGAGGCAGCAUAUUUCAGUGAAUGCAGACAUGUACGACAACACAUCGUUCAUUGAGGGCUGGGGCUGGGAUCAUUUGUCCUGGUCUGUAAAAGAAUGGCCGACCGCAGACGCAUUUGAAAGUGACUUGAUUGUUAGGGAUAGAGCAGUGGUUCUGCAAAGCAAGGAUGGUCAUGCCCUUUGGCUUUCAAAGAGAGCUCUUGAAUUGAGUGCUCCGCUGCCUAGGGAGAUCGAAGGCGGUGUCAUCUUCCGCAGAGAGAACGGAGAGCCUACUGGAGUGCUACUAGACAGUGCACAAUCUUUGGUAAAAAAACCUGGCCUGACUGAACGAGACUUACUCAGACAUUUCACUACGACGAUUGACGAUGCGUUGUCGUUAGGAUUGACUUCCAUUCACGAUGCAGGUUACCGAUCCGUAUCGUUGGCCUUCUUUGAGAGACAAGCUGCCAAGGCCGUGCUUCCUAUCCGUAUCUAUGGAAUGAGGCACUUCGACGAGAAGGGUUCUUACCAUGGGAAUUUGUCGACGCCGAUCAUAAACGCUGGAAACGGUAGGCUGAAUGUACGCAGCGUCAAGAUUUUUGCGGAUGGCGCACUGCGAUCUGGGGGGGCAGCGUUAUGCAGUCCAUAUUGGGAUAACCCGGAGAAAAAAGGUUUUAUGCGAAUAGAGGAGCAGCUACUACACGACGUGGUCAUACAGUAUCUCCUUGAUGGCUGGCAAAUCAAUGUGCACGCUAUUGGUGACUGCGCAAACAGGGCCGUUUUAGAUGCUUUUGAAGACGCUCUUCAGUAUGUUAACGUCUCUGCCUUGCGUCCGCGGCUCGAGCAUGCACAAAUCUUAACUCCGGAAGAUGUCAUUCGCGUUGGUAGACUGGGAGUGAUAGCCAGCGUUCAACCUACACACGUGACUAGUGACAUGUGGUACGCGGAGGAGCGUCUUGGCCCUGAACGUGUGAAGGGGCUGUAUGCGUUUCGGUCAUUGCAUGAUAAUGGAGGAAUUCUCGCUUUCGGCUCUGAUUUUCCAGUAGAAGAUAUGAAUCCUCUUGCUGGAUUUUUUGCUGCGAUAACGCGACUCUCGCCGGAUGGCACCUCACCCAAGGGUUCAGCCGGAUGGUUUCCUGAACAACGCCUAUCGCGAGAGCAAGCCCUCAGAGGAAUGACAAUCAAUGCUGCACACGCUUCUUUUGCCGAGGACAGGCUUGGAUCAAUUGUUCCUGGAAAACUCGCAGACUUCGUAGUUUUAUCGCAAAACAUCAUGACGAUUCCAAUUGAUCGGAUUUUGAAGACGAAGGUGCUGGCUACCGUCAUCGAUGGGCGCCCUGUUUAUGGGUACAUCUGAUGGAGACGUGGUGGUGUGCCCUUCGUAUACCCUCUUGGUCAAUGUCAUGUGGUGGUUGUGUGGAGUCAAACAGGUUGAGCCAUGUUUGCUGCGUAGACUAUCCAGUUUAUUAGGCGUCCUAGUCGCGUUAUGUAAUAAAGCUUGGGCGACGCGUCGGGUGGCACGCGCGACGCGACGCAUCUUCGAACCA